Molecule: messenger RNA, 429 nt
Organism: Fusarium verticillioides 7600
Lineage: Eukaryota; Fungi; Ascomycota; Sordariomycetes; Hypocreales; Nectriaceae
Exons: 1
Coding region: 1-429 (142 amino acids)
Molecular function (GO): oxidoreductase activity
Source: RefSeq, a predicted model, not a curated record
AUGACCCAGAAAGUUGUGAUCUACACUCAAAACAUCACUACCAUGCAGACCGCAGUGGCAGACGUCUUCGGCGAAAAGGAUACCGGCAUCACAAUAGACAACAGGGAAAUCGCUUCUCUCGCCCUUGGUCCCGAAGGUAGCGGCGUUACUAUCACAUUUGCAGAUGGAAGCUCGGCUCACGAGGCGUUCCUUGCGCACAAGCCGCCGACAAAGAUUAAUGGCCCGUUUGCAGAGCAGUUGGGUGUGGAGUUGUCGCCCGGCGGAGAUAUCAAGGUGACACCGCCAUAUGGAGCCACUAAUGUCAAGGGAGUUUAUGCAGCGGGGGAUUGCGCGACUCCGAUGAAGAAUGUCAUACAGGCGAUGCAUAUGGGGACAUUUGGAGCCGUGGGGAUGGCGUUUGACCUCCAGGCUGAGGGGCCCAAAAUGUAA